Molecule: messenger RNA, 1267 nt
Organism: Drosophila eugracilis
Lineage: Eukaryota; Metazoa; Arthropoda; Insecta; Diptera; Drosophilidae
Gene: Sec13
Product: protein SEC13 homolog
Exons: 2
Coding region: 119-1189 (356 amino acids)
Biological process (GO): protein import into nucleus; positive regulation of TOR signaling; COPII-coated vesicle budding
Cellular component (GO): nuclear pore outer ring; COPII vesicle coat
Molecular function (GO): structural molecule activity; protein binding
Source: RefSeq, a predicted model, not a curated record
ACGCUGCUUUAACACUGGUCACACUGAUCGUCCAGGUUCCACGUCAAGCGCCGGAAAAAAAACACGACUUGCAUUUAAUUAAUUUAUCUGGCGACCGGACGAACGGAUUUCUAGCAAGAUGGUGAGCCUGCUGCAGGAGAUCGACACCGAGCACGAGGACAUGGUCCACCAUGCAGCGCUGGACUUCUACGGACUGCUUUUGGCCACCUGCUCCUCGGACGGCAGCGUCCGCAUCUUCCAUUCGCGCAAGAACAACAAGGCGCUGGCAGAACUCAAAGGCCACCAGGGACCUGUGUGGCAGGUUGCAUGGGCGCAUCCGAAGUUUGGUAACAUACUCGCCUCGUGCUCCUAUGACCGCAAGGUGAUUGUCUGGAAAUCGACAUCGCCCCGAGAUUGGACUAAGCUCUAUGAAUACAGCAACCACGACUCGUCGGUGAACUCUGUGGAUUUCGCCCCAUCGGAGUACGGAUUAGUUCUGGCCUGCGCAAGCUCGGAUGGCUCCAUUUCGGUGCUUACCUGCAAUACGGAGUACGGUGUGUGGGAUGCCAAGAAGAUACCUAAUGCCCACACCAUCGGAGUAAAUGCCAUAUCCUGGUGUCCGGCCCAGGCACCAGAUCCAGCAUUUGACCAGCGGGUUACAUCGCGGUCGACGGCCGUGAAACGUCUGGUUAGCGGUGGAUGCGAUAAUCUGGUAAAGAUCUGGCGCGAGGACAACGACCGCUGGGUUGAAGAGCAGCGCCUGGAGGCGCACUCCGAUUGGGUGCGUGAUGUGGCCUGGGCGCCGUCGAUCGGUCUGCCCAGGUCGCAGAUUGCCACAGCUUCACAAGAUCGCCAUGUGAUCGUGUGGAGCAGCAACUCAGAUCUGACACAAUGGACUUCAAGUGUGCUGCACACAUUCGAUGAUGCCGUUUGGAGCAUUUCCUGGUCCACCACUGGCAACAUACUGGCCGUCACUGGUGGCGAUAAUAAUGUCACAUUAUGGAAGGAGAACACCGAAGGCCAAUGGAUCCGUAUUAACUAUGAAUCAGGAACUGCCAUCCAGUCGAAGCAGCCUUCACACCUUUCCCAUCCUCAUUCUCAGCAGCAACAGGCGCCACAACAGCAUCAACAGCAGGCGCCAUCGCAUCCGGGUCCAUCCUCCGACUCGGAGCACAGCUCGAACCUGUCAAACUCGCAACUCUCCAACUAAGGAAACCUUAAAGAAAUAUUCGUGCUGAAGUCGUGGUCAAAAGUGUUAUCUUACAAAUAAAUAAAUAUACAAAAUACA